AUGCAUUUUUGGAAAGCGAUUCCUCGUGUGCUUCUUCAACGCACAGCCUCAAAUUCUUUAGUUCGUUGUAUGCAACGACCUGCUUUCGUCCGUCCGGUUUGGAGAAGCUAUGCGACUACAAAGCCAGAUGAUAAUAUGUUUGGUGAGAACAUGGGAAUGGACGAUAAAAUGCAGAAAAUAGAAGAAAAAAUGAGCUCUGUUGUCCUCAACGACCCAGAACUUGUCGAAAAAAUUGAUCGUCUUCGUGUAUUCUGUGAGAAACAUGGUCUAAAGCCAGGAGUGCAACCUUCGCCUUUGGUGAUGCUCAAAUUGGCAAGAGACCCAGAAUUUAUUGAACUAUCACAGGCUAUUCGUGAAAUUUUUGAAAAGUCUGGUAUUCAAAAUGAUCCUGAGCUUUUAGAAUAUUUAAAGCGAAUUAAACUUGAUGAUAAGUAA
This is a messenger RNA of Schizosaccharomyces osmophilus, 435 nucleotides long. RefSeq names its product mitochondrial conserved protein Dpc13 (gene dpc13). The transcript has 2 exons. Bases 1 to 435 code for a protein of 144 amino acids. The record is from RefSeq and is a predicted model, not a curated record. Lineage: Eukaryota; Fungi; Ascomycota; Schizosaccharomycetes; Schizosaccharomycetales; Schizosaccharomycetaceae.